AUGGCCACCCAACACUUCCCCGGUUGGCUUCGAGUCAUCCUCCUCAUUCUCACCAUUGCCUCCUUCUACCCUCAACUGCGCCUUCUCUGGACGAGAAAAGAUGGCUCGGGGAUAUCGCUCUCCUAUCUAUUGUUGAAUUUGAUCUGUGCGACAGAGCAGUUCUUGUUGGCUUUUAUAUACUAUACCAUGCCGGAUGGCGAGUCGAGUAUGUUUGUUGAAACGCCCAAGUCUUGGGGCGAUUGGGUGAAUUUGGUUCAGCUUGGUGUGGGUUGGGUGGGGAUGGGUGCUGUAUUCGGGCUGUGUCUUCUAUACCCCUCCGACUCACGACUUCGGCAUAAGAUCGGUGUGGUAGUGGUAUACAUAGCAUUCCUUUGCAUAUCGUUGAUUCCGGCGAUAUUGCUCGUCAGUGUCGGUUCGAAAAGUGAUCAUCACAGUUCGGAAGAUGACUUUAUGUUUGCCCUUUUUACCGGUGGACAUUUCGUGUUUCUGAGUCCGGUUAUAACUUUAUUGGGUCUAUUGUCGGUGGUCUUUCAGGCGUCGAGGCUCUGGAAGGGUUCGCCCUUGCGUGCUCUCAGUCUGCCAGGCCUCAAGGCACAGGCCAUUCUGUUUGCGGUUUUGGCAGUUACUUGGCCGUUUCGGGUGACAUAUCUGGGAAAUGCCGUGUGGGAUUGUUUUGGUUCUUGGUUUUCGGGGGUCAAUUGGUUCAUGUUUGUUGGGUGGCCGGCUGUUGAUAGUGCGGUUUAUGCGAUCAUUCAGGCGGUAUUGCUGGGGUUGGCGAGGAAGUGUAAUAGCGAGUUGGAUGCUGUUGGAGAGAGAGAACCAUUGUUGAGAAAUAGGGAGUGA
This is a messenger RNA of Aspergillus sclerotioniger CBS 115572, 843 nucleotides long. RefSeq names its product PQ-loop repeat-containing protein. NCBI's taxonomy places the organism in Eukaryota, Fungi, Ascomycota, Eurotiomycetes, Eurotiales, Aspergillaceae. The transcript has 3 exons. Bases 1 to 843 code for a protein of 280 amino acids. The record is from RefSeq and is a predicted model, not a curated record.